AUGCCCCCACCCACAUCACUACCUCAGUCUGCACCUGAAGCAGAGAUAUCCGCCUUUGAGGCUGUGGCAAAGCUCGACGCGGAGAGCCUGCUGCAUGUGGCCAUUCGGCAUGUCGACAACGAUGGAGUGUAUCCGCUCAUUCUCGACUAUCUGCUGGCGGAGGACGUCGAUCUCGAUGCCGUCACCGCUCUCGGCGACACUCCGCUACACUACGCUGUCGCCUACGCCAAGCCCAUGGUUGUCAAGUGGCUGCUUGUUCACGGCGUUGAUGUGUGGAUCCGCAAUGCGCUCGGCGAGCUGGCCGUCGAUCUCUCGGUCAAGCUCGCCUCGCGCGAGUCGGGCAUCGACAACGUCCGCCAGGAGGUCACCGGCCUCUUGCAGAUGUGGAUGCCCGAGGACAAGACCACGCUUGUCCGCCUCGCUGCCCAGUGGAAAGACUACCUCUUUGCUACACGCUCGCGUGCUAUGGCAUCGCUCUGGUCGGCAGCGCUCCUUGCUCUCCGCGAGUACGACUUCUUCCGCUUUUCUGCUGCCGUCGACUCGGGCCUCGACGUCAACGAAGCUCGCGACGAGACAGGCUUGACCUUGCUCAUGGCUGCUGCCCGCGCCGGCGCCUUGCGCUGCGUCACGUUUUUGCUUGAGCGUGGUGCCUCGACUGGACGGACCGACGCCGACGGCCGCACCGCCCUCCACUUUGCCAUCCAACCGGCUGCCACCGACGAGCACGUCGCUGUCGUCGCCGCCCUCCUCGAUGCCGGCGCGUCACCGCUCGUCUGCGAUGCUGUUCUCUGUGACGAUGGCACGAAAAGCGGCGCCACCCCGCUUGCCGCUGCUCUUGCGCUCCGCGACACUCGCCCGCUCGACCGCAUUGCUUCUCUUCUCAGCGAUGCCGAGCGCGCCGCUGCCCGCCCGGCCGGAGGCAGCUCGCUGGCCUCGGCGCGCGGCCUUGGCCGCUCCGGUAAGCGCAACACUCCCCGGUCCAAGAGGUCCAAGCGUGCGAAGCGGAGCACGCGAGGGAAGCGCAACGUCAGCCCACGGCGACGGGUCCUCUCCCCGCACCACACGGCAAAGUCAUGCCGGCGGCGGCGACGGCGCAAGCGCGGUGUGGCCAAGCCGCGACCGACCGCCGCCGCCCUCCCGCCUCGGCCCAAGCGCCGCACCGCACUCGAUGCCAUGGACGACGAGCUGUAUGAGCAGUCGAUCAAGGACAAGUUCAGCAUCGGAGAUCGAGUGGUUUACAAGGGCAACAAGGCGACGGUGAGGUAUGUCGGCCGCCCGCUGUUUGCUGACGGCGUCUGGGUUGGCCUGGCGCUCGAUGAGCCGCGCGGCCGGCACCAUGGCGUUGUUGAUGGCAAGCAGUACUUUCGCGCCAAUGUCAACUGUGGCAUUUUUGCCCAGCCAGCUGCUGUGGUCCGGCUAGCGAGCUAAACAUAGCCGGAGAGAUCGCCGGCUGACGGCGACAUGAUACGCAGCGCGUCCGAGGCGAGGACUGAUGCCGAAGAGACGUUGAGCAGGCCCGAGUCGUCACACGACAGCACAUCGCUCCUCGACA
Thecamonas trahens ATCC 50062 is the source of this 1552-nucleotide messenger RNA. RefSeq lists its product as uncharacterized. NCBI's taxonomy places the organism in Eukaryota, Apusomonadida, Apusomonadidae. The coding region runs from base 1 to 1428 and encodes 475 amino acids. The transcript has 2 exons. The record is from RefSeq and is a predicted model, not a curated record. Gene Ontology annotation, molecular function: protein binding.